GCUGCCCACUGCCUGCUGAUCGCGAGCUGCACCCACAGCGUUGGCACUAAAGAGACAGCAUCAGUGUGCUUGUCUUGCAAACAAACCGCAAUAGGGCAAAGUUUGGGGCAGGGUUUUGGGGUGCCCGCCCUUUGCUAAACUCCCUGGAAUCCCCGUGCAGCAUUUUGGAAAGCGAGGUUAAAGCAGAUGAUGAGCAAGAGGAGUCUGACAGCGUGUGUGUGUUUCUAACGGGCUGGCAUCGCUGGCUUGGAGCAGAGCUCCGCAACGCCAAGUCUAGCAAGCAGCUAGAGUGGAGGCGGCGGCGGCAGGGGCUGUGCACAAGGCUGCUCAGCACGGGCAAUUAUUGCUCCAGCUGUUUGGACAAAGAAACAAACCCCUAAGGGAGGAAAGGAUUUGGCAGCCUAGGAGCGGCGACUGCGUUGCCUGCCCGGGGCCGGGCUCGUGCGGACUGAGCUGACGGGCUCGGAGUGACUGUGGGAUUCCCGCCCCCUCCCUCCCGCGGGAGGCUGGCGCUGGGCAGAGGCGUCAGGCACCUGCCCGGGGGCGGGCUUGGCUCGAAGGCUGCGGCCCCAGCGCCACUGGCGGGGAACCCUCGGAUCCGCUUCUCAGCCGGGCUCCCCGCUCCGGCGGCCAGGGGCUGCUCCCGGGAGGGGACCCGCUUCCCCCUGCACGUGCCCGGACGGAGCUGGCGCUGCUGCCCGGGUCUAGCCGCCGCCUGCUCCCCCAGUACACGAGCCCGUGCUCGGGCGGAGCCGCCUGACAGGAGCAGCCCAUGGGCACGGGCUUGUGCCCGGGCCGUGCUGCUGCAGCUGCCCGGCGCUAGCCCAUGGGCCGAGCCGCUGCCCGGAACUAACCAGCCUCCUGCGCUGCCCAUGUGCUCCAGCUUGCGCCCGGGUGCCGCCGCCGCUGCUGGCUGGGACUAGCCGCCUCCUCCCCCGGUGGAUGCCGCCGGGGAGCGGGCGGAGCGCGCAGCCGGGGAGGGGGGCUGCCGCGGCCGCCGGAGCCGGAGUGCCUGGCAGUGCCCUCUGCGCUCAUCAGCAUGCUUUACUUCCAGAUGGUGAUCAUGGCAGGGACCGUGAUGCUGGCUUAUUACUUCGAGUACACGGACACCUUCACGGUCAACGUGCAGGGCUUCUUCUGCUACGAGGGCUCCUACCGCAAGCCCUACCCGGGUCCGGAGGACAGCAGCGCCGUGCCCCCGGCGCUCCUCUACGCGCUGGCCGCAGGGGUCCCGGUGCUGGUGAUAAUCAUUGGAGAAACUGCAGUGUUUUGUCUACAGCUAGCUACAAGGGAUUUUGAAAACCAAGAAAAAACCAUAUUAACUGGAGACUGUUGUUAUAUAAAUCCACUGGUGCGCAGAACCAUCCGAUUCCUUGGAAUCUAUGCAUUUGGACUGUUUGCUACAGAUAUCUUUGUAAAUGCUGGACAAGUAGUAACAGGAAAUCUUGCACCACAUUUUCUUGCACUUUGUAAACCCAACUAUACAGCACUUGGAUGUCAACAGUUCACACAGUUCAUCAGUGGUGCACAUGCCUGUACUGGAAACCCAGAUCUUAUUAUGAGAGCCAGAAAAACAUUUCCAUCCAAAGAAGCAGCUCUUAGUGUAUAUGCAGCUACGUAUCUGACUAUGUAUAUUACCAACACAAUAAAAGCCAGAGGAACAAGGCUUGCAAAACCUGUUCUGUGCUUAGGCUUAAUGUGUUUGGCAUUUCUUACUGGUAUCAACAGAGUAGCCGAGUAUCGAAAUCACUGGUCAGAUGUGAUAGCAGGAUUUAUAAUUGGAAUAUCAAUAGCAGUGUUUUUGGUUGUAUGUGUGGUAAAUAAUUUUAGAGGAAGACAACCAGAACAUGAAAAUUCUCAUAUGGAUAAUCUGGCCCAGAUGCCAAUGAUCAGCAUCCCACGAGUAGAAAGUCCUUUAGAAAAGGUAUUACAGAACCCAGAUAUUGAUAAGAAUCAAGAAGACCCUUUACAACAAAACUCCUUCAAAGCACACCUCGUUAGGUUCUUCUCCUGGAUAACACGAAUGAACCGUUUCGAACAUCUUCACAUAAGGCAAUAAACGUAUGUGCGCAGAAGCGCACUUGUGUGUUGGAGUGUGGCUUUAAAGCAAAGGCAGAUAUAAUGUAUGUCAGCCUUCUGUGCAGGUUUAGAACUUUGCAAGAAGUAGCAUUUCCCUGAGGGAUUACUUGCUGUGUUCUCUAAAAAUGCCUCUUUCCUGUAGAACCAGGAGAUAUUCUUUUGUGUUGGAACUUAAAUAUGGGAGAGCUAACUUUCUGCGACUACAGAAUUUUUCUGAAUUGCUCCUUUUUAAUUUUUAUAUUAACUUUAAUUUAAACUCCACCAUUCUAGACAGUGUAGGAAUUUUUUUUAAAGUGUCUUGAAAAGAGAAAUUUUGUUGCAUAAAUGGCUAUUUUUAAGUAUUCACAACUCUAGAAAAGACUGUUUUUAUGGAAUAGAAAAGAGUAUGUCCUACUCUAAAAUGUGAAAUCUGUGUAAAGGAAAAUACAAAAGAUAAGUAAGGGGAUGUAGAAUUUUUCAUGUACAACAUGCACUUGAUCAGUCUGUAGCAGGUUAUAAAUCAAAAUUAAAUACAUAAAAACAUGCUACAAAACAUGGGAUUUUUUCCCCAGAAACCUGCACUCAAGGUUUAACUUUUAGCAUUUCACUUUUCUAAUUUUUAUUGGUUUGAAGGAAUAAUUACAAAGCAUGAAGUCUUUAAAAUCUUCUCUUCCUGCUUCCACAGACGUCACACUGUCAAUUUAAAAUAACACAAAACAGUGUACCAAUGUGUAAAACUACUAAAGUUUAACAGAACCCAACUGUAUCCUAAUUCUUUUGAACACUGAGUGGUAUAACUAUUUCCCAUGGAGUUUGAGGAUUUGAGCUCUCAUGCAUGUAUUUUUGCUUGUCUCUUGCAUCUGUGUGUGCCUUUGCUGGCAUUGUUGCAAAUUUCAUACACUGAAUUGUCUGUCAUAAUAAAGCUAAACUGAAGUAAAAGGACAUGGUAAAGCAACUGAAGAGUCAUUUAUUCUAGAGGGAGUCUAUUUUUUCUCUAAAUACCAUCCUUCCUCAGAAUCUAUGUCUGAGAACACUAUAUAUGAAAGCACAAAGAGUGCCACACUUGCACGCAUCAAUACCAGUCAGUCCUGGCACAAGUAAGUCAUUACUUUUUGAUCCAUUUAAAAUGGCAUCUUGCAAAAUCCAUUGACAAUAACUGGGCAAGUUUUAAGGAUGUUCACAAGAUCAACCUCUCCAUAACCGGAGGCGAUCCUAAGUUAGCAGAUCUUGCUGAGGAUCUUGUGCAGGAAUUCCUUUGCAGUAGGAUACCCUUUGCCCUAAGACCACACAGAUGCACCCAUGUGUGUGAUCUAGGGGUUUGGUGACCAGCUGGUUUUUAGAGGUAGGAGGCUGAAACUACUGUCAUUGGCAUUCUCUUCUCCUUAAGCAGUAGGUAGCCACUCCUAAAGUAAUGCCACUUGAAACAGCAUUAAACUUGGACUCUGCAUUCUCUCUCUCACA
Messenger RNA from Trachemys scripta elegans, 3519 nucleotides. It is a transcript of the gene PLPPR5, whose product is annotated as phospholipid phosphatase related 5. The coding region runs from base 1040 to 2059 and encodes 339 amino acids. Gene Ontology annotation, biological process: phospholipid metabolic process; signal transduction; phospholipid dephosphorylation. Gene Ontology annotation, molecular function: phosphatidate phosphatase activity. The transcript has 6 exons. Lineage: Eukaryota; Metazoa; Chordata; Testudines; Emydidae. The record is from RefSeq and is a predicted model, not a curated record.